AUGUAUCCGAAUUAUUCUGAAAAUAUUAAUUCUAACGAUAAUAUUGAUAAUAAUGAUUCUAACAACAACAAUCAAACCGCCGACAACCACUACAAUAAUUUGAUUCAUCCAGGGGACAAUAAUUCUAGUCAUCAAAACCCUGUCAGAAAUAAUAAUAGUUAUUUUGGCGGCGAUAACUUUGUUUAUCAACAUAAUAUUGCCAACCAAAACUCGGAGAUUAUUAAUAAUGUUCUCGUUAACCAGAACAAUGCUAUUAGCCCAAGUGGCAUAAUCAACUAUAAUAAUGAUUAUAUCAUUGACCAGUAUCCAACCAUUAUUGCUACAACAA
Entrophospora candida is the source of this 328-nucleotide messenger RNA. NCBI's taxonomy places the organism in Eukaryota, Fungi, Glomeromycota, Glomeromycetes, Entrophosporales, Entrophosporaceae. The record is from the annotation of a GenBank genome assembly.